UUGUGGCAUUGUACCUUUGCAUUUUGGUUACCAAAGACAAAUUGUUAGUUACAAUUAAUUCUUCAACGAAACAAAUAUCUGCAGGAUACAACUUUAUUUACAUUAUCCCCAAGGUCAGAUUGAUCCAGUUAAUCCACAUUGUUAUAAUGCAGUAACUGCAUGUCUUCAUCAGUAGCACUGCAGGAUCAUCAGACAGUCCCAGAAAUAAACACUUGAGCCAUGUUCGCACUGAAAAGUGUCCAUUCCACGCAGUUUUUUCUGUACAGUCAUUGUUAAGGAGGAAUUUCCAUGCAUCCCAUUACACUUAAGUCUCUGGACACACUGAAGCAUUGCUUCAUUUAAAUGCGGAAGAGUUGCUUAUCGCGCGCAUGCGCGCUUUGCCGCUGCAUUGAACAAUGCAGCAAAUCUCACUGCGCAGGUGCGCGGCUGCAGGGCAUGCGGCUAUUUUUAGAAAAUGACGUCAUCGUGAAAUAGAGCGAGUGCGCGCACCCCCCUCCAUCUCCCCUCCACCCUGUUCGCUGGGAUUGACAGGACGCUUGCAGGAGCAGCAGCAGCACGCCGAAAGACCAACGAAAAAAAGGGCAAAACUUGGAAGAUAUAGAGGGCUGGGAGGGGAAAGAAAGCGUUAUAAAAAUAUACAGACAUACAGAAAAACACAAACCUUCACCUACAACCUUUGGCUCGCCGUUCCACCCUCACGUGCGCGGCUGCUCCAGAUUCUGCUCGCGCACUGUGCCGUCCGGAGCGCUCUCUCUCUCUCUCUCUCUCUCUCUCUCUCUCUCUCUCUCUCUCUCUCUCUCUCUCUCUCUCUCACUACCGAGUGUGUUCUACUGAGAAACGACCGAGCCCGGUGCGAACCGACAGCCUUUGACCAGAGAGGAUGGCUGAUAGGGAACAACUGAUCCAAAGAGCCCGUCUGGCGGAGCAGGCGGAGCGCUACGAUGAUAUGGCCUCCGCGAUGAAGCUGGUCACAGAGCUGAAUGAACCAUUAUCCAACGAAGACCGCAACCUGCUCUCUGUGGCUUAUAAGAAUGUUGUUGGGGCCCGGCGGUCAUCUUGGCGUGUUGUUUCCAGCAUAGAGCAGAAGACAGCGGCAGAUGGCAACGAGAAGAAGUUGGAACUGGUGCGUGUCUAUCGAGAGACCAUCGAGAAGGAGCUUGAGUCGGUGUGCCAAGACGUUCUUACCCUGCUCGACCAGUACCUCAUAAAAAACUGUGACGAAACCCAGGUGGAGAGCAAGGUCUUCUACCUGAAGAUGAAGGGUGACUACUACCGUUACCUCGCCGAGGUGGCCACUGGCGAAAAGAGGGCCUCUGCAGUCGAAUCAUCUGAAGGCGCCUACAAAGAGGCUUUCGAUAUUAGCAAGGGCAUGCCGGCCACCCAUCCCAUCCGCCUGGGCCUGGCGCUCAACUUUUCCGUCUUCUACUACGAGAUUCAAAAUGCGCCCGAGCAGGCUUGCCAGCUUGCCAAGGAAGCCUUUGAUGACGCCAUCGGCCACCUGGACAAUCUGAACGAGGACUCCUAUAAGGACUCCACGCUCAUCAUGCAGCUCCUCCGGGACAACCUCACCCUGUGGACCAGCGACCAGCAGGACAGCGAAGGAGGAGACGCCAAUAACUGAGAGAUCAGCCACUGCUAGUUGUAGUAGCAUCCCCCGUCUGUCCACUGUCUUCUUUAAACCUAUUUCUUAUUUCUCUCUGUCUGCUCCUUAAUUCUCCUUCUCUCCAUUCUAUCUUUCCUGUUUCUUUGUGACACCUCAAUGCUCUUCUUUGGUUCCUCAGGGCAGCACUUCAGACCCUUGAUUGCUCUCUCAUAUCUUUUACCCCUUUUCCACCAACAGGAUGCCGAUACACAAACUGGAACCGUUCCACUGCAGAAAAGGCGGUUCUGGGAUGAAAAAAUGCUGUUGGCCUCAAAAACCUGCUUGUUUCGAACCUGGAUAAUGUUGCUUGUCCAAGUUUUCAAUGCUAAUGCAAAUAUAAAACCAAACAAUGCCCAUUCCAUUAUAAUAUAUAAAGCAUUCAGUUGACGCAUGUUGUAAUUUUUUUCCCUUAUACAUCACCUGUGAUGUGCUUUGGAUGUUAAAAUGGACUGUAAUUCGUAAAAAGUAAAAAACUUUUAUAAAAACCAAAUUAUUUCUGAAUAUCAUACAUGCAAAUUAGCUGUUAGCAUAAUGUAAAUUUGACAGCGUAAAUACAAUGAUUCAAAUUGCUUUGGAUGUUUGAAUGUAAUCUUUAAAAACAUAAAUAAAUGAAAUGAUUUUGAAAUGUAUACACAAAUAGUUAUGUAUUAUUUGUGAUAUAAAUGAAUUUAGAUCAUUUAUAGCAUAUAAAAUACAUUUUUUGGUUAAAUAUUUCUCUUAAAUAUUACAAGUAAACAAGUUGCAUCAUUGUUCACCCUUUAAGCUAGUUCUGACACCAUUUUGGUGAAAAAGGGGUAUUAAUCCACUUUUCUCAGUUUUCCAACCUAUUCCUCUCUUCUUGUCCUUUACCUCUUUUUCUGUAUACGAUUCACUCCUUUCUCCCCGCAAUGAGUCGCUGAUAGCCUGCUGGUCUCCAAGUGACAUUAAUUUAGUGUGUACUUGUAAGGACUCGAUCUUCGUAGAAACACUGUAACACUUAUUACAGGAUGAGAUCUUGAGUAGGUGGCACAGUAUAUUGCUAAUGUUACACUUUAUUAUGUUGUUCUUCUUCACUUGUCUUUGAUCUGUACCUCAAUCACUGCGUAGAUGUGUUUGUCUGUCGUUCCCCCUUGAUCACCUUGUACACCUUGCUAGCCCUGUGAAUUGUGUGUAUCUGCUAUCUCACAACAGUAUGCUGUCAUCAAAAAUGUGGGCGGUACUCUGUUAUGAGAUGCAGUGAUCAAAAGUCUUUUGAUUAGGAUUACAUAUGCAAGGUUAUGUAAGAAUGACAUUAAAGACAUUGCUUACCAUGGGAACUCUCAAAA
Puntigrus tetrazona (Sumatra barb) is the source of this 2946-nucleotide messenger RNA. RefSeq names its product tyrosine 3-monooxygenase/tryptophan 5-monooxygenase activation protein, eta polypeptide (gene ywhah). The record is from RefSeq and is a predicted model, not a curated record. Gene Ontology annotation, biological process: signal transduction. Gene Ontology annotation, cellular component: cytoplasm. The transcript is spliced from 2 exons. NCBI's taxonomy places the organism in Eukaryota, Metazoa, Chordata, Actinopteri, Cypriniformes, Cyprinidae. Bases 881 to 1621 code for a protein of 246 amino acids.